AUGGCACCUCUCUCAUCGAGGAUAUUCCCCCUCGCGAUCGGAGCUCUCGCCCUCGCACCACUGACCUCCGCAUGGACCCUCACAUGGCGCAACUCGACCGCCGGAGCCACCAUCGUCGAAGACAACAAGGCGGAAAACUGCACCCAGAUCUGGCACCAGGAAGGCGAACCGUUUUCCUGGGACCCAGAGGGAAAAUGGUGUAUGCACUUCUACAAGGACGCGGCAUGCGCGGAAAUCGCCGGUAUGGCCUGUGACGGCAGGCUCUGGCGCAAGGACGCCAGUCGCAAUCUCUCCGCCUUUGACGUCUACCCCAUGCCCCCAGACUCCGUCAGCGCCAUUUUCCCCUCGACCUCCUCCACAAGCACCACCUCAUCCACCUCAACAACCCCAAUCUCCACCGCCGUAACGACCACAGCCGCACAACCCCAAGCCCAAUCAGCCACCUCCGCAGCGGCAUCAACCACCCCAACCCAACAGCCAUCCUCAUCCUCUGUCUCCGGCGGCGCCAUCGCCGGAAUUGUCAUCGGCGCCAUCGCUGCCCUCGCCAUCCUAGCCGCCCUCUUCUUCUUUUGCGGAAGACGCAACCGCAAGCCAGCCCAGCCCGAUGCCUACCAGCGCGCUACAUCCCCACAAACACCGCAAUUCCCGCCGGGUUCCCCGCUGGGCCUCGUCUCAACGAACGAUACAGGCUCUGCGCCGCCAGCAAACGUCGUCCCGAACAAGCAGGUACUCGCCGAGAUGGAGAUGUCCCAGGCGUAUCCGCAUGCGCAUCCGGCGGGGUACGGAGGCUCCAAGUUCGUCGAGUUACCCGGGAACGGGAUGGAGGCGGAACUGAGCAAUAGCCGACAGGUGCAUGAGAUGGACGGGACGAGUGAUAUCAAGAGGCCGAUCUAUGAGGCUGCUUGA
Molecule: messenger RNA, 906 nt
Organism: Aspergillus pseudoviridinutans
Lineage: Eukaryota; Fungi; Ascomycota; Eurotiomycetes; Eurotiales; Aspergillaceae
Exons: 1
Coding region: 1-906 (301 amino acids)
Source: RefSeq, a predicted model, not a curated record